Messenger RNA from Trachymyrmex cornetzi, 933 nucleotides. RefSeq lists its product as uncharacterized. NCBI's taxonomy places the organism in Eukaryota, Metazoa, Arthropoda, Insecta, Hymenoptera, Formicidae. The record is from RefSeq and is a predicted model, not a curated record. Gene Ontology annotation, biological process: sensory perception of taste. The transcript has a single exon. Gene Ontology annotation, cellular component: membrane. Bases 1 to 933 code for a protein of 310 amino acids.
AUGUUCUACAAGCUUAUCGGUCUCGCUACAUUCGCUCACCGAAUCGUCAUAUACAAAAAGAGAACGUCAUACACAUUUCAACAUUCCAAAUUAGGAAUCGUUUACAAUGUUGUGCUGAGUAGCUUAAUGAUAGCCGCGAACUAUAUGUUUAUACAAUUCAAACUUAAUUUGAGUUACGGGAUCAAGACGAAUUUUACUGUAGGCUUCUCGGUUCUACAAACUGUACUUGGUGCACUAGUGAUCUGCGUGAUUUUGAUUAGCUACUGUAUCAAUCAGAAGUCUUUGGUGCGGAUCGCCAAUCGAUUAAUCAUCAUCGAGCAUGAGAUAGAUCGUAUGUAUGAUCUAUAUUAUCCGCUACGACGACAGCGUGUCUUUUACACUAUGAUAAUCGCUUGCAUCUUGAACAUUUGUCUGCUGACACUCCUCCUGUUUCUUGAUAUCUUCCAAAUGGGUAAAAUCUUAUGGGCGAUAGAAGAUGUGCUGACAAUUUUCGUGAAUUGGCUACUGAUACAGUACUUCUUGUUGGUGACGGUCAUUCAGACAGAUUUCAGUGAUGUGAAUCGAGUAAUACAAAGCCUCAUCAGAACCAAUACACCUGAUCUUCGAUUGCAGUCUCCCUAUCAAACGCGUCGUGUCGUAGUCAACAGUUCGACCGUUUAUCAAUUGUUACAACUGCGAGAUGUGCAUUGUCAUCUCUGUGAAAUCUCUGAAGAUGUGUCGAGUUUCUAUUCACUACCAGUACUAUUCGGUAUCGUUUUUUUCUUACUGACACUCAUAUAUGAUGGUUCCAAUCUUCUUUUGCCUCUGUUGAUUUCUGUUGAGAUCUUCAAUUAUUGGAAGUUUAUUAUCACCAUCAUCUGGAUGAUAUUUCUGAUUUAUCCCAUCUUUCUUCUCACCAAUAGAAUUACAAGGAUAUUAAUUGAGGUAGGAUAA